AACGCAUGCUAAUAUGUAUAACGCAACACGGAAUGCAGACAAGAUGUUCACUAGUCUAGAUCGACAACUAUGAUUCUACACCGUGGGGAAAAGAAGUACAUGCAAUGAAUGGAACUUCCGUUAAUUCUUUCGGCACUGCUCCUACAAUCAAAUUCAACCGAUGUUCUGUCUGCACUCCAUAUGUCGAAAGUGACAUCAUGACCAAAGAUCAAGACGAUUUCACUAAACCCAGACAUACUUGACGUCAUUGCCGACUGCAAAUACCUCAAUAUUUUAUAGCGGAAAGUUUGCAUCCAGUUCAUCUUUAUUGUCUUUCAUUUCACUCAGUGUCGCCUCACGCGGUCUUGAAUCGAUCUUAUUACGUAAAUCGACAUCAUUCUUGACAAUGGAUGUUGUCAUUUUUCCAGAAGACAUGGUACAUCUUGAUGAUUUGCUACCUAACGGUGUUCCUUUGUUGUCGCUUGAUGUUCUGCAUCCAUUGAUGCGCGACGGUACACAGGUUAAGCUCGGCAAAGGAGCAUUCGGCGAAGUAUUGCUUUAUCAUCUUGGUGGACCUACUGGUGAACUAGCAGCUGUAAAAACCUGUAGAUUAGCAGAUACUGGGGAGAAAAUGGAAAGAUUAACUGACAAACUUCAAGUUAGUCUGGAAGCCAGAGCUCAGAUGUUGUUGCAUGCAGAAAGGAACGACGUGUUCCCACGGGUUUUCGGUACAUGUACCUUCGGCUCCAGUGACGGGAUCAUAAUGGAAUUUAUUGGCGAUCCUCUAAGUUUUCAAUCUGUAACAUUGUUCGACGCCAUUACUCACAACACCGUGGAACUUUCUGUAACUGAUGGACUCCAUAUUGCACUGGAUCUCGCGAAAGGAACCCAGACGAUGCAAAUGUUUGGCUUGAUUCAUAACGAUUUAGCAAGUAGGAACGUACUUCUCUACAAGCAUGACUCUCACUGGGCGGCAAAAAUCACCGACUUUGGUUGUGUCUGUGCAGCAUCAGCUCCAUAUGACUUCUUCAGACUGAACAAUACUCCGGCAGCUGAGAGAAAAAAGCUGAUUACUAAACAUCGUGAAUUCGCACCAGAGCUGUUCUAUCCAGAAUCACCACCAAGCUUUGCGUCUGAUGUAUAUAGCAUUGGAGUCAUAAUUGCCAACAUUGGCCGUCAUGUUGACUCGAAACUUUUAGUGUGUAUCGGUCAAUUAUGCUCCUCUGCAGAUCCGAGAGAAAGACCAAAUAUAGAUGAUAUUGUAGAUAACUUGGUUUCCAGAAUAUCAUAAUAAAGACGUGU
Anneissia japonica is the source of this 1281-nucleotide messenger RNA. RefSeq names its product ALK tyrosine kinase receptor homolog scd-2-like. The transcript is spliced from 3 exons. Bases 386 to 1270 code for a protein of 294 amino acids. Lineage: Eukaryota; Metazoa; Echinodermata; Crinoidea; Comatulida; Comatulidae. Gene Ontology annotation, biological process: protein phosphorylation. The record is from RefSeq and is a predicted model, not a curated record. Gene Ontology annotation, molecular function: protein kinase activity; ATP binding.